This is a messenger RNA of Mugil cephalus (flathead mullet), 3415 nucleotides long. RefSeq names its product cap methyltransferase 2 (gene cmtr2). Gene Ontology annotation, biological process: 7-methylguanosine mRNA capping. The coding region runs from base 90 to 2396 and encodes 768 amino acids. NCBI's taxonomy places the organism in Eukaryota, Metazoa, Chordata, Actinopteri, Mugiliformes, Mugilidae. Gene Ontology annotation, molecular function: methyltransferase cap1 activity. Gene Ontology annotation, cellular component: cytoplasm; nucleus. The record is from RefSeq and is a predicted model, not a curated record. The transcript has 3 exons.
CCCUCCUUCCUGCACAUGCGCAGAGCUGUUCUGGGUCACGUGAUAACGUUGUUCCGUUUCCUUACAGCAGCAGUGGUCCGGUGUAGAGGAUGAGCUCGGGCAAUGGGACAAGGAGGAACGUCAGCAAGCGGCAGCACCUUAACAACAUGGUGGCACCUGACCCUGAAACACUGGCUGAGAUACAAGGUAUUUUCAACAAAUUGAAAGUCUAUGUGAAACCAUCCAGUGGGGAGUGGUGCAUCCCCAACCAAAAUGUUGCUCUCAGACACCCAGCAGAGGAGCACUGCCGUCUGCAGGCGCUGAAGGCAUCGCUGAACGCUGUGAAGAACCAGCUCAGUGACAAGAACGUCCAGGUGUGGCAUCAGCACACCAACUCCACCAAUCGCGCCGGGAAAGUGAUCGCUGCCGUACGCUCUGCUGCUAACGCAGAGAUCUGCACCCAGGCUUGGUGCAAGUUCUACGAGAUCCUGGGAAGCUUUAAUCUUCUGGCAGAGGAGGCUCUUCAGGUUGGAGAGCUGAACACAGUCCACCUUUGUGAAGCUCCUGGUGCCUUUAUAACUGCUCUGAACCACUACAUCAAAACUAGUGAGUCCACACGAUACUGCGACUGGAGCUGGGCCGCCAACACGCUCAACCCAUACCACGAGGCCAACGGCGGGAGCACCACCAUCGCAGAUGAUCGGUUAAUCGCUAACACGCUGCCAUGGUGGUUCUUUGGCUCAGAUAACACAGGCAACAUCAUGAUCCAGGCGCACCUGCUGGAUCUGCAGGCGUUUGUGUCGAACAUGCGCAGGGUCGAUUUGGUCACGGCAGAUGGGAGUUUUGACUGUCAGGAGAACCCUGACGAGCAGGAGGCACUGGUGGCGUCGCUACAUUACUGUGAGGUCAUAUCUGCUCUGCUGCUCCUGAGUCCUGGUGGUUCCUUUGUACUGAAAAUGUUCACCCUGUAUGAACACUCCUCUGUCUGUUUACUCUACCUGCUGAACUGCUGUUUCCACUCCGUCAGCGUCUUCAAGCCCGCCACCAGCAAAGCGGGAAACUCAGAGGUUUAUGUCGUGUGUGUGAACUAUGACGGCAAGGAGGCGGUGAGGCCCCUGCUCUCAAAACUGAUUCGUAAUUAUGGGCCACAACUGGCCGACAGAGAGGCGCUUUUCCCGCGAUCUCAUAUCCCAGAAUCGUUUCUGAAACAGCACGAAGAAGCGUGCGCCCACUUCCACUCGCUGCAAGUGGAGACAAUCACAGAAAACCUGCGACUGUUUGAGGGAAUGAGCAGCGAGCAGAGGCAGCGACUCGACCACAUCAGGGACUGUGUGGCUCACGAAUACCUGCGCCGCUUCCAGGUGAGCUUCCUCCCACGGAACCGGUGGAUCUCUCGCAACACGGUGAAUCCCGCCUGCUGCGUUGUGUCAGUGGGCCGACCUCUGGGACAGAAGAAGCAAACAGGCUCCUUCAAUGAGCGCAGGGAAUUGCAGACCCUGAGCUGGAGGGAGCGUAUUGAGAGGGGUUGCCAUGCCUCCAGGAUACAGAGACACUGCACGGAGGACGUCGUGGCAGGCGGCGUGCUGGAAGGGCCCCUGUCCAGCUGUCGCGUGGAGUCAUGGUACGUUAUUGUUGGGGCUGCACUGCCCGAAGUCAGAAACUCUCCGUUCUGUGAAGGAGGGCUGCUAACCCACCUGAAUGAAGCCCUGGCGGCCACAGCUGUAGACUGGACACGUGUGCCUCCGUGUGACUCUUGCCACGUGGUUUCCACAGGCUCCAUCUUGUCUGAGGUUGCAGGUCUUUGUGCCUUCAAAUCCGACGGUGCGGGGAUCAAAAAGAAUAAACGGUGUUUGGUGUUUGGCAGCUGCUCAGAUUGGGGUGUCUGUGGGAGCCAAAUUGGGGAUUUAGUCUUAACAUUUUCUGCAGAGCCUUCAUUUUCUCAAAGAGGCUGCAUCUCGCUGCACGAUGGGGAGCCGUUCUACCAGCAGCAGCUCUUAAGUUGUGUCAUGUUAUCCCUGCAGACCCUAAGCCCUGGGGACGCGCUGCUGCUGCCUGUGUUUUCUGCUCUCACCCGCAUCACUGCAGCCCUCGUGCUCUGCCUUCACGCCUGUUUUUGCUCGGUCUCGUUCAGGGGUCCGCCCAUCUCUGGUGUGGUUGGGGGUGUUCUCGUGUGCGCCGGGUUCUGCCCGGAAGCAGCUGCCCGAAUACUCCCGGUUCUCACUGAAGUCCAGACCCGCAUGAGUCAGUUGUUCACAGGAGAAGGGGACAUGGUUAAAAACCAGUCUUCUGGAGGUGACAGGCAGGUGCUGCAGUUUGUUCCUAUGGAGGAGCUGCUAACUCCAGGACUGAUUGAGUUCUUGUGGACCAUGAACUCUGAAAUCAUCCAACAGAAGCUGCAUCUGCUCAUGCAGUUAUAGUACAGUUUAGUGAGCUGUCACUCUGGGAUUCAUGCCAUCAUGUCAGAAGCUGUCUCAUGAUGUUACAGUUAUUCUUGUAGCUACCCAGCAGUUAGUCACUGAGUUAUUUUAGCUUGCUGUUGUCAAGAGUACUCAUCUUAUGUAACAUUACACUCCUGUAACAGUGUGUGGCUCUCAAUGGACAGAUUAAAAUUAUGAACACUGAUAGAGCAGAACCGGAGAUAUCCUCUAGGUACUGCACACACGAUUCUGACUUGUCAAAACCUGCUUCCUACAUUACCCACAAUUCCCGAUGAUCUUAUUCUUACACCGUUGUUUUAGAAAGAGUGUCACCAGCGAGUUAAUUUUUUAAUUUGUAAAAUAUCCUGUUCAGUGUGCAACCAUUUCAACGGGACAUUUUUGAGUUGACAAAUGAAUAAGUCAGUGCCCUCGAAGUGUGUAACAGUGACUCUAUAUAUGAGGAGGUCAAUAUCAACCAUGCUAAUGUAUUCGCUAGGCUUCAACAAAUCACAAUCAGAAAUACUUUAUUAAUCACCGGGAAAUAAAGGUUACAAAAGUUAAAUAAAAUCUUUUUUUUUCUCAACAAAACAUCUCAGUUAUUGUUUAACUUUCAAUGCCGAUUGUUUUCAGUUCUUAUGUGACUGACUGGAGGAGGCUGAAUGAACAGUGAUCUGACUUCCAGCACCAAACCUCCUCUCAGUCACAGAUGUUCAGGUUUGCUCUGAAGUUGUCUUACAAGGCAUUCUUUUACAUUAAGUGUUGGGGAUAUGUUUUAUCAGCCUUCCUGCAGCUAAUAGUCAAAUAACAGUUUAGCAAUUAAUCUUCUUCUUUUGUGUCUGGUCAGAAAAAACACUUUCUAAUCUCAUAUGAAGCACAGUCUGAGUGCACUGAAAAGUUUCACUAGUUUCACUAGUCAUUUAUUUGUAGCUUUGUGUUUGUUGAAUCUGAAUCAUUGUAUACUUUUUAACUAAGGAUAUUAUUUUCUCACAAAACUAAUAAAAAUAUGUUCUGAAAAACAA